Callorhinchus milii (elephant shark) is the source of this 730-nucleotide messenger RNA. RefSeq names its product nuclear receptor 2C2-associated protein. NCBI's taxonomy places the organism in Eukaryota, Metazoa, Chordata, Chondrichthyes, Chimaeriformes, Callorhinchidae. The record is from RefSeq and is a predicted model, not a curated record. Bases 65 to 490 code for a protein of 141 amino acids. The transcript has 5 exons.
GCCGGGCCUGCCAGCGGUGUCGCAAAGCGGGAGCGACGGUCGGGUUUCGCCGCCUGGCGUUGCGAUGGCGACUUCGGCGCUGUGCGGGGGGACAAUGAGCAGGGUGAGCUCGGUCCUCAAUCGAGAUGUGAAGCAGUUUGGGAAGAAGUUUCUCUUUGACCGUAAUGAGGAGACCUGCUGGAACUCGGACCAGGGCUCCUGCCAGUGGGUGCUGCUCGAAUUCCCUCAGCCCGUCAAAGUAACCGAACUCCACAUCCAGUUCCAGGGCGGCUUCGCUGGAAGAUUGUGCAGACUCGAAGGAAAUGAGAAUGGAGGUGAUCUGGCAAAGAUAACUGAAAUCUACCCUGAGGACACCAACCGACUACAGUGCUUCACCAUCACUGAAGAGCCAAGAGUUGCAAAACUGAAGCUCGUCUUUGAGAACAGCUCAGACUUCUUUGGCCGGAUUGUUAUUUACCACCUCGAUGUCCUUGGUGAAAAAUUGCUUUAAGACCCCAAGCAGACUGUUCUGAACAUUCCACCUGAACACGCAGACAGGACCUUGGUUUAAUGUCUCAUCUAAAGGAUGGCACCUUUGCCAGUGGAGCAUUGGACUGGAGUGCAGUUAAGCUCUUUGAUGCUGUGAGCAAAGGGUACAACAUGGUUGAAUCCACGAUGCACAAAAUCUCCAGCGAUUGAAUCACUGGCAGUAAAUUUCAUGUCAUUAAAUGCAUUGCCAGACUAUUGCAAA